This is a messenger RNA of Ictalurus punctatus (channel catfish), 6110 nucleotides long. It is a transcript of the gene dlg2, whose product is annotated as discs, large homolog 2 (Drosophila). The record is from RefSeq and is a predicted model, not a curated record. Gene Ontology annotation, molecular function: kinase binding. NCBI's taxonomy places the organism in Eukaryota, Metazoa, Chordata, Actinopteri, Siluriformes, Ictaluridae. Gene Ontology annotation, biological process: chemical synaptic transmission. Bases 1429 to 4578 code for a protein of 1049 amino acids. Gene Ontology annotation, cellular component: neuron projection; postsynaptic density membrane; neuromuscular junction. The transcript has 30 exons.
CUAAGGCGAAAUCCGUGAUGCUGCUGCUGCUGCUGCUGCUGAAAUCGCUGCACUCGCCGUAGAGAGUCUACAAUCCGAGCCGGACAGGGACGAAGCCAAAGAAAGACGGGACAAAUGUAAAGUAAAUCCUCACGACAUGACUGGGCGUAUUGAAGAUAAGAGGUUUUUGCGCUAAAGAAUUUGAGAGUUGAACAGUCUAGGUUGUUAAUGUGCUAGCUUUAAACUUGCAGGUGUCUCCCGACAGGCGUCGCACCGACAUGCCGCUGUGUGCUCGCUGAGAUUAGCCGAUCCCACCGACUAGCAGGAUGCUUCAGUAAUCCAUCCAUCCUUCCAUCCAUCCAUCCAUGCGGAUGUUGUUUAUUUUCACACACGCAAUAAUAAUGUACGCAGCUACACAUGCUCUCUUGCAUUAUAUCCCUUUAGGUGAUUGACAUUAACAUCCUCUGUCAUGAUGAGUGAAUGUCAGGUUGGAGUAUCUGCAGAGGCUGAGAGGAAAGUCCACUCUGACACUGACACUUCUCUUCUGCAGAAUGCAAUGGGUCCUGUUUUGAUCUUGUAUUUUGUGUGUGAAAUGUUUAUUACUCAUACUGUAAGCCAUAACUACUGUCAGUUCAGGUGUUCUGGUGCCUUGAGCUUGGCAUUAAUCUGACCUGAAUGGAACCUAAGCCAUUUAAAACGAGUUUACAUAACCCGCUGAUUGGGGAUAAGAGUGUCUGAGUUUACUACUUGUUAAAACUUCUCCAUCCACUGGUCCAGAUGAUUUCUACAGGGCUGCAUUAAUGUUGUUUGAGAGUAAAAGUGAGUACAGCGCGAACCCGUCCACCCGGGACCAACCAGCACCGCUGCGCCUUUAAUAUUUCCUGGAGCUGGGAUUGGUUUCCACUUUAAAUCUCCUCUUAUCAACUUAUGACCCAGGAGGCUUCUCUGUCCGGACGCUCACAGCUCAAAGGAAACGCCUUAUGGAUGCAGCGAUCGAGUGCAUUUGUGCAGAACAAAGGUCCUGCACCGAAGUCACUUCUUUUAUGAACUAGGACUUUUGGCGUGACGUGUUCCUCGCCUAAGAGUAGAGACAAGAUGGACUGCUCCGUUUAAAAUGCUUUACUCGAAACCCCUCCUAGCUGGAUAUUCCUGCAUGCCGGUGUACAAAUUCAUCGCAGUCAAAGCAGACACACACGGAGUCACUCUGCGCUGAUGGAGCUCAAGUUCUCGUGGACGUGAUGACGACGACGACCGUCUCGAAUCUAUUGGAUUUCAAAUGUGCAAGCUGAGCUAAAUGCCAUCUAACGUGGCUGCACGAGCGCUGCUGCGAAACUGGCCGAUAACUCAGUACUUUAAGGCUUUGCAACUGGCCCAAGACUUCCAAAGCCAUCAAACCAAUGAAGGGGAAACGUACGUGUUACAGGUUCACCCGGAUAUAAAGAAGAAAGCAUGCCUUUAAGAAAAAGAGAUACGGCCCGAGCGUUAGGGCUGCUGGAGGAUUACUGUUCCAAACUGAAGAAGCCAGAGGAGCAGCAGCUCAAAGCUGCCGUCCUGCGCGUGAUGGGCAUCUUCAGAAGCAGCCUCUUUCAGGCGCUCAUAGAUAUUCAGGAGUUUUAUGAGGUGACCCUGUUGAACUCUCAGAAGAGCUGUGAGCAGAAACUGGAGGAGGUGAAGCACAUGGCAGAACAGUGCGAGAGCUCGUCCGCCAGCCCUGGCUUCCCGAACACACACCCACGGCCUGCUUGCGUACAGCCGGAGGUGAUAGAGAAAAGCCAUGCGGAGGAGCCUGUAGCUGACAGCAACGCGAGUGCGGAGAACAGGCCGGCUGCAGUUCAGGGCUCCCAGCAGCAGACCCACACCCCGGCCUGUUUGAACCCCAGCCCGAACCCGGCCUUGAUGAACUCGCCCUGGUAUCAUUAUCAGGAUGACGAGUCACCACCGGAGCACAGUUACCCCAGGUUGACCGGCGAGGUGCGAGCGCCAGAGCUGGUGCACGUAUCUGAGAGGAACCUGUCGGAGAUUGAGAACGUGCAUGGCUACGUCUCACACUCACACAUCUCGCCGCUGAAGGCAAGCCCAGCACCAAUUAUAGUCAACACAGACACUCUGGAGUCGGUACCGUAUGUCAAUGGGACAGAAAUUGAAUAUGAAUUCGAAGAAAUUACGCUAGAGCGGGGUAACUCAGGGCUGGGGUUUAGUAUAGCAGGUGGGACAGAUAAUCCACACAUUGGAGACGAUCCUGGAAUUUUCAUCACCAAGAUCAUCCCAGGUGGUGCAGCGGCCGAGGACGGCAGGCUCAGGGUGAAUGACUGUAUCCUGCGUGUGAAUGAAGUAGACGUGUCCGAGGUUUCCCACAGCAGGGCCGUGGAGGCGCUGAAGGUGGCUGGCUCUAUCGUUCGACUCUACGUACGCAGAAGAAGACCCAUGCUGGAGACCAUCGUCGAGAUCAAACUCAUCAAAGGACCAAAAGCAAGAGGGAAUUACCCAGUUUCAACGGAACUUUACCAAGGGCUGGGGUUCAGUAUUGCAGGUGGAGUGGGUAACCAGCACAUUCCGGGAGAUAACAGCAUCUACGUCACUAAGAUAAUUGAUGGCGGAGCAGCGCAGAAAGAUGGCAGGUUGCAGGUUGGAGACAGGCUCCUCAUGGUUAAUAACUACACUCUGGAGGAGGUGACCCAUGAGGAGGCAGUAGCCAUACUGAAGAACACAUCAGAUGUUGUGUAUUUGAAGGUGGGAAAGCCCACUAGUGUUUACCUUUCAGAUCCCUAUGGGCCUCCCGAUAUUACCCACUCAUUUUCCCCUGCUAUGGAUAAUCAUAUCUCUGGUAAUAACGGGACUCUGGAGUAUAAGUCCAGUCUUCCCCCCAUCUCCCCUGGACGCUACUCACCCCUGCCGCGCCACCUGCUGGGGGAGGAAGACAUUAACAGGUUGGAUGGCUUUUCAUUCUUACGAAAUCCCUCCUUAGAUGACGGGGAGGGCCACAGGUAUGAGUCUCAGCACUUCCAGUUGAGGCCUCCAGAGCCAGUUUACAGCACUGUGAAUAAACUGUGUGAUCGUGCUCCCUCUCCCCGUCACUACUCCCCGGUGGAGUUUGAUAAAAGCCCACUGCACUCCGUCCCUUUCCCCCACUACCAUGUAGGUGUGCUCCCCGACUCCGACAUUACCAGGGAACCGAGGAAGAUCGUGCUACAUAAGGGCUCCACCGGACUGGGCUUUAACAUCGUAGGAGGUGAAGAUGGCGAGGGAAUCUUCGUGUCCUUUAUCCUGGCAGGAGGACCGGCUGACCUGAGCGGGGAGCUGAGAAGAGGAGACCAGAUUCUGUCUGUAAAUGGCAUUGAUUUGCGAGGAGCUACACAUGAACAGGCUGCGGCUGCGCUCAAGGGGGCGGGUCAGACGGUGGCCAUCGUUGCCCAAUACCGGCCUGAAGAGCUUGCGCUGUGCUCUCCACGUCGGGCCGCGCCUCCAGCUACAGAGUACGGGCGCUUUGAGGCCAAGAUUCAUGACCUGAGGGAGCAGAUGAUGAACCACAGUAUGAGCUCUGGAUCAGGAUCCCUCCGAACCAAUCAGAAACGCUCCCUUUAUGUCAGGGCCCUGUUCGACUAUGACCGGUUGAAGGACAGCGGUUUGCCCAGUCAGGGUCUUAGCUUCCGUUAUGGAGACAUCCUGCAUGUGAUUAAUGCGUCAGAUGAUGAAUGGUGGCAGGCGAGAAGAGUCACUCCGGACGGAGACAGCGAGGAGAUGGGGGUCAUCCCCAGCAAGAGGAGGGUGGAGAGAAAAGAGCGAGCUCGGCUGAAGACAGUCAAAUUCAAUGCAAAGCCUGGCAGCAUUGACUCUAAAGGGUCAUUCAGUGAAAAACGUAGAAAGAACUCCAUCUUUUCACGAAAGUUCCCUUUCUACAAGAACAAGAUGCUGGAUGAGCAAGACGGCAGCGACUCGGAACGGAGCCAAGAGGAUGUGAUCCUCUCCUACGAGCCUGUGAUUCGACAAGAAAUCAACUAUGCCAGACCUGUGAUUAUUCUGGGGCCCAUGAAAGACAGAAUCAAUGAUGAUCUCAUCUCUGAAUUCCCAGACAAGUUUGGCUCAUGUGUGCCACCGGAUAACAGUUCAGGGCAAACAGAUACUACAAGAGCAAAGAGAGAAUAUGAAGUUGAUGGGCGAGAUUACCACUUCGUCACCUCACGAGAGCAGAUGGAGAAGGAUAUACAAGAGCACAAGUUCAUUGAGGCCGGACAGUACAAUGACAACCUGUAUGGGACCAGCGUUCAGUCAGUUAGAUACGUGGCUGAGAGGGGAAAGCACUGCAUACUUGACGUAUCAGGAAAUGCCAUAAAAAGGCUACAAGUAGCACAACUCUACCCCAUUGCCAUCUUUAUAAAGCCUAAAUCCAUCGAAUCAUUAAUGGAGAUGAACAAGAGGUUGACGGAAGAGCAGGCCAAGAAGACAUAUGACCGGGCCAUGAAGCUGGAACAGGAGUUUGGCGAGUACUUUACAGCACUGGUGCAAGUAGACACGCUGGAGGAUAUUUACACUCAGUGUAAGAUGGUAAUAGAGGAGCAGUCAGGACCUUAUAUCUGGAUUCCCUCCAAAGAGAAGCUAUAAGGAACAAACUCCCCUGCCAGGGACCUCUGGACUGCAAAAAAAAAAAAAGAAAAAAGGGAAAAAAAAAAACAAGAAAAAAACAUAGGCAUCAUUUGUAACAUAUGAUAAAUUAUUAUGGUAAUGUUUCUUACUCAUAAUUCUAGUGAAUAUAAUUUCAUUUGUUUGUUUGUUGUUUGUUUGUUUAUCUGUUCUGUUGCAAAUUUUUUUCACUUUCAAUAUGAAUGUUUCUGAAUGUACACCACAAAGUGUUGGAGACAUUUUUUGACCUCGAAAAAAGGGACUGUUUGUAUAUAUAUAUAUAUAUUGGAUAGUAUUUUUCAUUAAGAGAAAAAAAAUGAUCACACGCAUCAAAAUGUACACUGGCCGUUUUCUUUCAUGUUAAUCCCCGUUGGAGUUUGAACAGGAAGGACGGAGCAGACAGGGUCAGGACUCUGGAAGAUGGAUGAUCUUCACACCACCACCGUCAUCGUAAAUGAUAUCGGUUUUGUUCGCUUCAUGUCCGGCCUCUGUCCUGCAGGACCCUUCUCCCCACCGUCAGCUCUCUCUCUGCAGCGCUCUACAUCUCGCCCAAUUCGGAUCUAUGCAUUCCACUUCUCCGUAUUUGUACAUCGAUUUUCCUAUUUAUUUUUGUUUCAUGUCAUCCCCUUUAUUUUUGUGAUUUCUUGAAGAUUUCUAUUGUACACGUAGCUAUGGAACGAUGCUUUAAUUUGUGUGAACUGUAAAAAAAGGGAUACAGCUCGGUAUAGGCACUAUAUAUGACACUAUAUUUUGCUAUUUAUAUUGAUAUAGGGCACAACAGAAAACAGAACAGAACUUAUUUAUAAGAUAUGUAUAACUUUGUUUUAAAAAGUUAAACACUUUUGAAAAAGAUUUUAUUGGUGUAAGAUACAGCUGAGUCAGCAGAAGUAGAAACAGUUGGGGUGUUGUGCAUCCUGUGAAAAUUAGUCUUCAUUAAGGAAGUGUGUGUGUGUGUGUGUGUGUGUGUGUGUGUGUGUGUGUGUGUGUGUGUGUGUGUGUUGGUGGGAGUGUGUGUGUGUUGGUGGGAGUGUGGGUGGGUGUGUGUGUGUGCUGGGUGUGUGUGUGUGUGUGUGUGUGUGUGUUGGGUGUGUGUGUGUGUGUGUGUGUGUGUAGGAGGGUUGGUGGGUGUGUGGGUGGGAGUGUGUGCGUGUGGGAGUGUGUGUGUUGGUGUGUUUGUAUGUUGGGUGUGUGUGUGUGUGGGUGGGAGUGUGUGCGUGUGGGAGUGUGUCUGUUGGCGGGUGGAUGGAUGUGUUUGUGUGUUGGGUGUGUGUGUGUGUGUGUGUGUGGGUGGGAGUGUGUGCGUGUGGGAGUGUGUGUGUUGGUGGGUGGGUGGAUGUGUUUGUGUGUUGGGUGUGUGUGUGUGUGUGUGUGUGUGUGUGUGUGUGUGUAGGUGGGUGGGUGGGUGUGUAGGUGGGAGUGUGUGCGUGUGGGAGUGUAUCUGUUGGCAGGUGGGUGGAUGUGUUUGUGUGUUGGGUGGGUGUGUGUGUGUGUGUGUGUGUGUGUGUGUGUGUGUG